Molecule: messenger RNA, 924 nt
Organism: Poecilia latipinna (sailfin molly)
Lineage: Eukaryota; Metazoa; Chordata; Actinopteri; Cyprinodontiformes; Poeciliidae
Product: chymotrypsin-C-like
Exons: 7
Coding region: 1-696 (231 amino acids)
Biological process (GO): proteolysis
Molecular function (GO): serine-type endopeptidase activity
Source: RefSeq, a predicted model, not a curated record
AUGGGACCCUUUAACUCUUCGGUAUCGCUCCAGUCGAACAGCAGAGGGCGCUGGAGUCACGUCUGUGGAGGCACCCUCAUCUCCCAAGAAUGGGUCCUGACCGCUGCACACUGCAUCAAUGAAGUCGACGACUACAGAGUGGAGCUGGGGAAGCACAGUCUGAAGGCCACUGAGGAAGGCUCCGUCGCUCGCAGUGCAACCAAGAUCAUUACUCAUGAAGGCUACAACGUCCUGCUCAGCCGGAAUGACAUUGCUCUGAUUAAGCUGUCUUCCCCUGUUGCUUUGUCUGAUACAAUCACACCUGCGUGCCUUCCAGAGCGGGACGUCGUCCUGCCACAUGGGACCCCUUGUUUUGUCACUGGCUGGGGGCGUCUGUCAACCAACGGUCCUGCAGCUGACAUCCUUCAGCAGGCUCUCCUGCCUGUCGUCGGCCAUGAUGUCUGCUCGCAGCCCGACUGGUGGAAUGUCCUGGCAACUGAGAAAAUGGUCUGCGCUGGAGGAGAUGGCAUCGCCGCAGGCUGUAACGGAGACUCUGGUGGCCCUCUGAAUUGUCCGAACCCAGACGGCUCCUGGGACGUCCACGGCGUCGUGAGCUUUGGUUCUGGUGAGGGUUGCAAUGUUCUGCAGAAGCCCACGGUCUUUACGCAAGUCAGCUCGUAUGUUUGGUGGAUUAAACAAGUAAUGGACACCAACUAAAGAUGCCGCUGAUAAGAACAGCUAGCAAAUGUAAAAGAUGCACCUAGUGAAAUGUAAGGACAUUAAAAUUUAAUAUUAAAAAUAGUAAUGUUCUAAAUGUACAAGAAAUGACCACCAAACCAGGUCACAUUUGUGGCUAUAUUUGACUUCUCCACAGUUUAUAAAAGGAGAUUAUUGCAUAAUUUGGUGAAAAAACAUCAAUAAAAUACACCGGGCGAGUCCCAGAUA